Molecule: messenger RNA, 1506 nt
Organism: Raphanus sativus (radish)
Lineage: Eukaryota; Viridiplantae; Streptophyta; Magnoliopsida; Brassicales; Brassicaceae
Product: protein root UVB sensitive 3
Exons: 15
Coding region: 42-1385 (447 amino acids)
Source: RefSeq, a predicted model, not a curated record
CAAAAACAUUUUUGAGGAAGAAGAAGCCAAGAUUUUUGGGCAUGGGAGGAGGAGGUGAAGAAGAAGCAGAGAACUCUGUUUGUGCAUCAUCGAUCACACUCGAAGAAUGGAACGGUUCUUCUUCUACUAAGCUGUUCAGAACAGCAACCAUCACUGCCUCCUCUUCCCUCUCCAUCCAAAGGUCUGCUAAUCGAAUCAACCAUGUAUGGAGACGAGUUCUUCAAGCCUUUGUACCGGAGGGAUUUCCUGAUAGUGUAACUACGGACUAUGUUGGGUUUCAAUUAUGGGACACGUUACAGGGGCUCUCAACGUAUAUAAAGAUGAUGCUUUCAACUCAGGCUCUUUUGAGUGCCAUUGGGGUUGGUGAGAAAUCUGCAACUGUUAUAGGCGCUACAUUUCAGUGGUUUCUGAGGGAUUUUACUGGGAUGCUUGGAGGCAUAUUGUUCACUUUUUAUCAGGGUUCCAACCUGGAUAGUAAUGCAAAAAUGUGGCGUUUAGUUGCGGACCUUAUGAACGAUAUAGGAAUGCUAAUGGACCUUCUUUCUCCUCUGUUCCCAUCUGCCUUUAUCAUUGUGGUUUGCUUAGGGAGUCUAUCAAGAUCAUUUACUGGUGUUGCAAGUGGAGCAACCAGAGCAGCUCUAACUCAGCACUUUGCUCGCCAAGACAAUGCAGCGGAUAUAUCUGCUAAGGAAGGAAGCCAAGAGACUAUGGCAACUAUGAUGGGAAUGUCAUUGGGAAUGUUGCUCGCUCGGUUUACCUCUGGAAACCCUAUAGCUAUUUGGUUAUCGUUUCUCUCCCUCACCGUGUUUCACAUGUAUGCAAACUAUAGAGCUGUCCGGUGCCUUGUACUGAAUUCGUUGAACUUCGAGAGGAGUUCGAUUCUUCUAGCACAUUUCAUGCAAUCUGGCCAAGUUCUCUCUCCCGAACGGGUUUCCUCAAUGGAGGGUGUGCUUCCCAUGUGGGCCACUUCAUUGAAGUCAACUGAUUCAAACGCAUUGCAUAAGAGGGUGCACUUAGGUGUAAGAGUUUCUUCUCUCCCUCGUCCAGAUAUAGUGCAACUCCUAAAUGGUGUGGGAGCUUCUUCUCACAAGAAUGCUAAGUACUUAUUGGCACAUAGCAAGGUAAAUGUAAGUGUGAUCUUGCACAAAGACUCAGUGGCUGGAGAUGUGUUGAAGUCAUAUAUUCACGCCAUUGCUAUGUUAAGCCUUAUGGAAAAGAGCACAGCUUCUUGUUAUUCAGAAGGAGAAGCUUGGAUGGAUAAACAUUAUGACGAGUUCCUCAACAAGCUGAGAUCAGGAGGUUGGAAAACAGAGCGUCUUCUUUGCCCUUCCAUUACAUGGAGAGCAAAUUGGAUAUCUCACACUUCAGAUUCCAAGAUCGACUGAGAUUCUAUGCCUUGGAGAUGGAGUUUUUGUUUUAGUAAAGACACAAAAGCAUGUUAGUUCCUUCGUGUUGGUGAUACCAGUUCGUUCGGAUCAUAUCAAUUUAUUAAAACAGGAUUUACUA